Raphanus sativus (radish) is the source of this 1390-nucleotide messenger RNA. RefSeq lists its product as uncharacterized. Bases 455 to 1276 code for a protein of 273 amino acids. The record is from RefSeq and is a predicted model, not a curated record. The transcript has 2 exons. Lineage: Eukaryota; Viridiplantae; Streptophyta; Magnoliopsida; Brassicales; Brassicaceae.
GCGAGAGAGGAAUGGCCGAGUUCGCCUUAUUUUAAGCAUUGUCUUCCGUCCUUUUUAAUAGUUCUUGAUUAUCUUCCCUUAAUCCCAAUAGAUUAGAAAAUCAAAUUAAGUGAUAUUGUAUCUUAUCGAUUCUGUUUCGUUGUGCUGUAUGAGAGAACAAAAGUUCGCUUAACGUUCAUCCUUUAACCUUCAGAGAAGAAAGUUACAUGUGUACAGGAAAAAACAUUAAAUGUCACAGAUUCUCAGUAAAUAUCUCAGAGACCAUCCCUUCCAUGACGUCAACACCUUCGCUUAGCUGUCUCCCUAUAUAAAUUCUCUCCAUGCAAACAUCCCAUUAAAAUAGAAAUAAAAGAAAAACAAAUACCCACAAAAAAAAUCAAUAUUUUCUGGGUUUUGUUAUCUAUUUAAACUCAAGAAUAGGUAGAGAGCCUCUUCUUCCUCCAAGUCAUCAUCCAUGGCUUCUUGUUCUUCUGAUCAGUCUCUUUCCAAUCAAACCUCGUCUUUCCUGACGUCUUCCAUGCUUUCCCGCACGUCAUCUUCUUCCUCCGCCGUGGGAGACUACCUCGGGACAGAGAGCUGCUUCGACGUCCUCUCCGCCGACGAAGAAAACGACUUUGUCUCCUCCUCCUCCGAGUCUAUGAGCCGUUAUCGUUACGGAGGAAGAAGGAGAAAGGAAAGAGAAGCUGGAGCUGCGGCGGCGGCGCGUGAGUUUCCUCCGCCGAUACCGUUGCUUGCUCAGACGGAGAAUCUUCUCCCGCACAUGCCGUGGGUUCUCAAGCGUGUGGUGACGAGUGACGGGAGGCUUAUCCUGAGAGAAGAGAAGGUUCGUCAUCACGACUACUUCCGUGCGCAUAGAUCCAAUGGCCGUCUCACUCUCCACCUUGUUCCUUUGGACGGUGACGUUUUUGAACUUCCUCAAGAGCCCUCUCAUUACCAAUCUGAUGAUGAUAAUGAUUAUGAUCACGAGGAUGAUGAGAAUGAGUGUGAUGAUCAUCAUCACGAUGUGGGAGAUGAUUUGGAUGAUCUGGCCGAUAAUGUUGAUAAAAGUAUCACUAUUACUGCCCCUGAAGAUGAAGAUGGUGUUAUCCAUAAUUUUGAUAAUGAUAAGGGCAAUGUGCAUGGUGGUAGUGAAGAUGGAUACAAGAAAGCUAUAGUAGCAGCGGUGGCGGAUGAGACGGUGGUGGAGAGCGGAGGAGGAGGAUCGCCGAGAGGAAAGUGUUUGAGGUCUUGUUUUGUUGGUAUGAUAGUUCGAGAGAUCAGGCCAGUUCUUAGUUGAUUGUUAUUGUUAAUUAGUAUUCCUAAUAAGCUUUCUUCAUUUCUUUGUGGAAAACAAAUACUCAAAUAUUACUAUCGCUGAGAGUUUAGACAAGUAUUACCGGCUUAAUUUAUA